Molecule: messenger RNA, 1389 nt
Organism: Prunus dulcis (almond)
Lineage: Eukaryota; Viridiplantae; Streptophyta; Magnoliopsida; Rosales; Rosaceae
Product: cyclic nucleotide-gated ion channel 1-like
Exons: 6
Coding region: 1-1389 (462 amino acids)
Biological process (GO): transmembrane transport; monoatomic ion transport
Cellular component (GO): membrane
Molecular function (GO): monoatomic ion channel activity
Source: RefSeq, a predicted model, not a curated record
AUGGAACAAUCAAUCAUGAAAGAUAAUGAUGGAUCAAGUAGAAAACGGUCGCCAAAAUAUGAGGAAAUUUAUGAUCACUAUCCUCUGGAGUCUUUCCUUCAUCAUACGUGGAAGAAGAUAUUUGUAGUAUCAUGUCUGUUUGCUGUUCUACUGGAUCCAUUAUUUCUCUACGUUCCGAUGAUGAAGGAUGAUAUCAAGUGCCUGCAAUCUGACAGAAACUUGAAGAUAGCCGCUCUUCUUUUAAGAUCAUUCACUGAUCUUUUCUAUAUAUAUGACAUUAUUGUUCAAGUUUAUACAUCUGGCAACUUUAUGGGUUUCAUUGAGGAGUAUCAUCGCAGACAGCACUCGUUAGCUUCUGAAUGUGCCAGAGACUACCCGGAAAUAGCUAAGACAAUGACGGGGUCGUAUGUCAUCUUAAUUGACAUUUUGGCUAUUCUUCCGCUUCCACAAGUCGCAAUUCUCAUUUUCUUUUCAAAAAUGAGGGAUUUGAGAUCUUUGGACACAAUAAGGAUGGUUAUCAUGAACCUUUUUGUUAUAUUACAAUAUGUGCCACGACUUCUUCGCACCUAUCUCUCAUGUAAGGAAUUUAAAAUGACUCUUAAAGGAGAUAUUAGAGGGACUCCCAUGUGGCUUAAAGGUGUCUUGAAUUUCUUUAUGUACAUCCUUGCUAGUCAUGUAUUUGGUGCAAUAUGGUACUUUUUCGCUAUUCAACGAGUGGGCAUUUGUUGGCGUGACUCAUGUCGAAAAGAAAAUGGAUGUAGCGCUAGUACUUUUAGUUGUCAUGACCAUCACACAUUCAGAAAUAUCGCAUUUCUUAAUGAUUUAUGCCCUAUGAGCCCAACGAAUGCAACACGCUUUGAUUUUGGUAUAUAUGCCAAAGUCCUUCAAUCUGGUAUAUCGGGGUCAACCAAUUAUUUUCAAAAGUUCUCAUAUUGUUUUUGGUUGGGCUUGCGACAUUUAAGUUCUCUUGGUUCAAACCUGGAGCCUAGUAUCGAUGGAUGGGAAAACCUCUUUGCGGCCUUUAUUUCUAUAAUUGGCUUGCUCUUAUUCUUAUAUCUCAUUGGAAAUUUGCAGACAUACAUGCAGUUGGAUACAGCAAGAAUACAGGCGUAUAGACACAAUAUGAAAGUGAAACAAGAGAUGGAAAAGAAAGAUAAUGAGAUAGAGUUGUGGUUAUCUAAAAAUGGCAUCCCCAAAAACUUGAUUAAUGAUAUCAAGUCCAAGAUCAUGAACAAAGUACGACAAGAACUUGAAGAAAACAGGGAUGCUGAUAUGGACAAGAUCUUCUCUAAUCUUCCCUCGAAUCUUCAGAACCAAAUUAUGGAUUAUAUGCAGACACCAGAUGAAAGUGGAACGGAAGAUGGAAGAGACGGAGUUGUGGUUAUCUAA